AUGAAAGUGACCAUGGCAAGUUACGUCGAGGAUUUGGUAAAGUGCGGGUUUCUUGAAAUGAAGCUUCCGCGGAAACAGAGAAAGCUCACACACAAGGCAAGUCUGACUUUGAUUGUGAUUUCUUAUUCUCCUUAAAGUAUCUGCUAACUGAGCUUUUUAACAAGAAGUCAAACGAGUAUUUUAAUAUAUUCUGUGCACGUAUGGGGUGAAUAAUGACUGCAUAACUAAUAGUAGUGUUUACUCUGAUUUGUGUGAGAUAUAUUCUGUUUUCUUCGCCACAUCUGAUUGAAUACUAUUUCAGUUUAAUAACCAGAACACACAGAUGAAUACUUGUCAUUAAGCAGGAGCAGGAAUUGCCAAAUUCGGCGACAUUUUCAAACCCUCAUUCGAAACCUUACUUUAGUAAACAAGUUGUUCAGCUGCUAGGAAAAGUAUUGUAAAUUCAUCGCCAUUUGAAACCUAAUAGUGCUAGUUUUUCGUUUGAUUGGUUAAGUGUACUUUUGUCUAAGCUCGAAAAUGAAACGAUUUGAAAUUCGUGCGGACAAAAAGAGGUUUCUUGAGAAUUUUUUGACAGCAAAAUUAUCAAUUUCAUUUCGUGCAUGAAUUAAAAAUCAAAUGAAAUAGCUAUGAAAUUGAUGCGUUAACGAUGUGUCUGCUGUCGUAAAGAACAAUCAGUCAAACCCCCUUAGUUUUUUCACGUUUGUGGCACAUGGAUUCGUUUUCUUCCUUCCGCCGUUUCAAAAGCGAUGAGUUUUGGCCCGUCUUUGUACACAAGUGUCAACAGAUAAAAUUAUCCAUCUAAGCUGUCACAGGUCGCCGGCCUCAACGUGGAACGAUAUCAAAACAUUCUUGGCAAGGAAAAGAAACGUUAUGUCUUUAAAGAUGGAGCAGACUAAUGCUAUUACAACGGCUAGCCGUUUGCUAUUAAAGUUGUUUUUCUUAUUGUGUCGAGAAAACCUGCAACUGACAUUAUCGUUGGAGAUGAAAUAUGCAUGUGAUUUUGAACAAUAGCUAAGAGCGAAUUACCUAUGGAACGCGUAAACACCGAAAAAGUAGAGUACACUUAACGCAUAUUGGCCUUCUGGAGUAAUCCCUGUAUUACGUACAAGAAGCACCUCUGCUUGAAUCUUAUGCACACGAAGUAAAUUGAAGCUUGCAUUGCAGCGGAAACAUAUCUUUUGUAUUGUGAUAAAAUUCAAGAAACGGGAUUCAAGUGCCUCAUUUGUUAUUUACCGUCAGCUCUAUCAUUUUUUUUUUGUCUCAAAGAAGAGCGAAAAACAUUAGAUAGUGAAAAAAGUAUUUGGUAAUUGCAUAUCAUUGUAAACAACCAUGGCUCUCCUGGUCGGUUUUUAAUGUCUAAAAAUUUGCGCAGAAGUGAAAUUGUAUUACAUGUGUAAUAUCCUUUAAUUGGUGGGGGGCAACAAAACAACUUUGAACAAACAGAACAACACUAAAUGCAAUAUUUAUAGAAAGCAUGUUAUGUGAUGGCAAUAAGUUGGUAUCAUUUAACGUCGCAUGCCUUGUUCUUUCAAACAAGACUUUAUCCUUUAGAAGAAGAGUUGUUGAUCAGUCAAAAGCUUCCAGAUUUUAAUUCUUAUUUUUUAAGGUUGAAAAUAAUAACAACCAAUAUGUCCUCUUGACAUAUUUACAUUGUCACACACUGAGGGCUGACAAGACUUAGAUGCUUAUAAACUUGGAAAUGUCAACUUGAAGAGGUUCAAAAUUCUUCGCAUAGAAAUUCACAAAAAAAUGCACCAGAAGUCAGCCGCGAAAAAAAAAGUAAAAAAAAAUUUGUACUUCAACCUUAAAUUGACAUAAUUAAUUGAAUUAAAGGUGCAGAGGAACAACAUCUUUGGUUGAAAAUUGUAUCUCUCCCAUUGGUAGUUCAGUCAAGUUGUUGUUUACUGUGGACAGGUUAUCGGCAGGUGUUAUUUUAAUGUUUUUCAUCCUACAGCUGGCAGCUAUUACAAGGUUGGCAAGCUGCCAUGCAUGCACAUGAUUAUUGCUUUGUAUGAGACCAAUCUGACAUCUGUAGUUCAAGCAGGUUGGAUUGUCUGAUAUCCCAAGAUAUUUGAUUGGUGUAAAUUUGACUCUCAGUGGAACUAAUCAGGCUCACAGAUUAUAUUAACAAUAUGGAAAAAACAGCAAAACAAUUAUUAUUGGGGAAACUGAUUAGUUUGUAAAAAGAAUUUAUGGAUCUUUCGUCUUCACGUGGCCCUAAGGGGUUUUAUAAAAUUGGUUCCCACCUACCAGCGCCAUUAGAUACGGUGUGGUAUUUUUCUCUUUUCUUUCUAUCUGUUUCUAAUCCCUUGCUGUCUUACAGCUAACUUGCCUUCAUCAGUCUGAGAGUAUGUGUGGUCUAAGGCUUCAUCUCCAGAAGUCGCUGUAAAUUAGCAGCUGGAAGCCAGAGUUUGAAGUUUAAACCUAAGGAAUUGUAGUGCAGACCUAAGCCAACUAACCAGUCGAUCCUGUGUCGUGCAGACCUAAGCCAACUAACCAGUCGAUCCUGAGUCGUGCAGACCUAAGCCAACUAAUCAGUCGAUCCUGAGUUGUGCAGACCUAAGCCAACUAACCAGUCGAUCCUGUGUCAUGCAGACCUAAGCCAACUAACCAGUCGAUCCUGUGUCGUGCAGACCUAAGCCAACUAACCAGUCGAUCCUGUGUCAUUUCUUUCUUUUUUAUUGUUCAAAACAUUUUAGAAUUUAUUAACAUCUUGAUUUUGAACACAAGCAUGAUAACCUAAGAACAGCGUUUUAGGAUAAGCAACCAGUAAAAUCUUGAGAAAUGGGUAUGAUACAAACAUUUGCAUCAUUUUAAGGUUUACUGUCUGGAUAUCGCAGAUCAAAAACAUUCUCAGCAACUGCAUAGAGGUAUGGUAAAAUCUCAAAUCAAAAGUGCAGCAGUAUAGAAAAAAAUGGAAGCGGUUAAUGUAGCAGAGACCCCUUGGGACACAAAAACUAAAAUUUAAAAAAGUGGUCUAAGUUUUUCAAGGCGUGCAAUUACAUACAUGUAGCUUGUGAAAUGCAGUUCUGCAGUUGUCCAUCUCCUUUGAAUGUCUUCACUGAGGGUAAUCCUUUCUUAUCUACCCACCCUUUUUUUUUUAAUUCUCUUUUGCCAAGUCAGGUCACGCACCUUGCUUUUUGCACAUUUCAAACAUCUGUAUGUGAUAUAAGAGGAAUGAGGAAAAGUAGAUUUCCUUUAUCUUUCAUAUCUCAAACCCUUGCAACAGAAAUGUCUUUGCCAGCAAUUUAUGAUUUUCUGCUUCAAUUUGUUAAGAUAGAUCUUGGGCAGUGUUUUGGAUUCUUAUCUUGUUAAAGCUCUCUAUUAUUCUUUGGCUAAUACAUUAAAGUGAGGUCAACUUGUUUUAAAUUCUUUGAGAUCACAUUGUUUUGAAAAGGUGAUAUAUAUUAAAGAAGUGACAUAAGAACAACUUUUAAGUGCUCCGCAAAGUUUUUUUCUGCUUUCAAGAAGUGCAAUGGAUCUUUCUACUUUAUGAGCAUCGAUGAGCUAUUUGGUGGAGGUAAGAUUUUAAAAAUCUUGAGAUUUGACAAAAUUUUCUUUUGGUAUAAUCUUAACCAGUUUGUAUUGGUCUAAGACAAUUAUCUACCUCUAUAUGGGUAAAUAUUGUUGUUAUUGUUUUCAUGCCAUCAUCUUUAUUUUUGGUAUUUGAAAGCUGGAUAACAAGAAAAUGGUAAGUCUUGGAAAAAUGAGAUGAUCUGUAAAAUUUGAUGUAUUUCUGCUUUGUUUAGAUUUGGAAAAGAAAAUGGUUUGUUCUGCGAAGGAAAUCUCCGCGGGGACAACCUCGUUUAGAGUAUUAUCUAACAGAGAAAGCAUGCUCUGAGGGUAGACAUCGUACAAGUAUUUCACUGGAAGAUUUAACAUCUGUCUCGCAUGCUCAUUCAAGGACACAUAAUCACAGUUUUUUACUCGUGGGUAUGGAAAUCAAACUUUUUCUGAGUGCGGAUACUGAAAAAGAGUCACUUGAGUGGAUUCAGCUUAUUAAAGAACUUGUACUCCCAGAACCAAAGCUGUAUCCCUCUGUUCAAGCUGGUGAUAUUUAUGGUGAGUGUUAAUACUAUUUAACCUUUGCUUUUGUGUGACUUGAAGGAGGCAAAAGAUGCCUGAAGGCUCUUGUUUCAGCUUGACUAUCUCAUGGAUGUUCUAAUCAACUGGCUUGAUAAAAAGCAUGUUGUGAAGGGACAUCAAGAAUUAUUGCAUGAGCCACCAGACUGAUUCCCUUAUCUGGGCUUGUUUGUCAAUUACAAUACAACCAUGCCCACUUGAUCUAAGCCCCUGAGAAUGGAGAAAUCUUGGCAAAGGAGUCUCUUAUAAGUUGACCCUCUUUCUGACAUGAAGUUUUGUCAGGCCAUUUUUUAUCUUUUAGUAUCUGUUUAAAGAAUUUGGCAUUUUCCAGUUAGAAGUAUUUGUAAUUUCAGAAGAAAAUGCUCACAGUAGUAGGAAUAAUUGAAAACUGGUGUGUUGGUACUUUCAAAAGAGGCAGGGGAGUAUUAUCAUUAAUUUUUUGAUGCAAUUUGAAAUGAGGGAUACUGGAAAAAAUUUAGCGGAUUUGGUUUUAGAUGUAACUUAAAAUUCUCCUACUAAAGAGGGGUAAUGGGAGGGUGCAGGACUGGCUCCAUGUGGGAAGAUUCUGGAGUUUGAAAUCACUGUAUGACCUGUUUCUGUCAGAUUUGUUCAUGAAUGCACAUGAAUACAUUGUUAAUGCUCUAAUAAGCCAAUGUCCUUCUCUAUAACUCCCAUCCUAAAUAAACCUGCUUGUAGCUUCAGAUUCUUAAAAAGCCCUUCUGUCUAGCACGUAUUCCAUCUUUCUCCUCCUUCCUCCUUGCAUUAAAAAAAGUUUGGUAAAAACUGCUAUAUAUGUACAUUCGGGGAUUGUACUGUAGGAUUUCACUCUUAAUGUUUUCUUUUAUUUGAAAAUAUUAGUCAGUUUUCAUUCAAGGUUUUGUAGAUUGCCUAACCUACUGCAUAUGCAGCUUAUUAAAGCCAAUCAACAGUUUGAGGAAAUGAGAGGUUGCCUUGGCAAUUUUGCUGUCAUUAUUAAAUUUUAAACAAGACCCCUGUAUUGAGUAUUGAAGAUCAGAGAAUUCAAUUACUACACAGCAUUUUCUGUCUGAAUUUUGACAGCUCAAGCUGCUUUUUUUUUCCUUUUUUUUUCGGUUACAUGAGAACCCUGUUAGUUUGGUUAUCCAUCCUUAAUUCCCCCUUUUUACCGGUGCUCUAAAGAGACAAUUACUGUCUGGCUUCAGUACAAAUUUGUAUGGGUACUUAUAUUUGCCCUUCUGAGGUGAACGAUUAUCGCAUUUAAGACAUCAAUGCUGACAAAAUGGAAUGCACACAAAUAGUAAUCCUUUGACAUUCAAGACCUUUCUUCAAGUGAUCUAGAUUAUUGUCUGAAUUCUUUGUGUUGAUAUCGCCGUGGAUUAAGUCUGCGAGCCAGAACCUCCUUCAAAUAUACUCGUGUGCUGUGACGACAUAUCAAAAGAGUUGAGAGAUAUUAUGAAAUAGUUUGUGGCUGGUACCACCCGGCCAAGAGAUAUGUCAGAUACCAAACUUAGAGACACAUUUACUAGAAUUUGUUACACAUUAGUUGAGUAUUGCUAUUUUCAAAGGGUUUGUUUGCCAAUUUUUUAACAUAUCUGAGGAGUACCUUGGUCGAGAGGAAACGCUGCUUGACACAAGCCAAGAAUUAUUUGUUCACAGACACUUGACUGACCUUAAUCUUUAUGUGAUUAAGAGACAUUUUCAGGAUCUAACUGAAAAUUUAUUGAAAUAAUUACCCUUUCUUUUCAGGGCUUUAUGAGGUAAAUGUAAUUCCUACAGAGGAUUCUGAUAGACUUGAACUUACAGGAAACUAUCUUAUGACAGUUCGUAAGGAAUACUUAUGCCUUCAUAGCGCAAAAACAGGAGAAAGAGUUUUAGAAUGGGAACUAGAUCAUCUUCCACGAUUUCGACUGCAAAGACUGUCACAUCUUCAAGAUUUAGACAAAGUUUUAACAUUUCAAGCGGGAAGGUAAGAAAAUAAAGUCAUUGGUUUGUUGAGAAACUUUUCUGCUGCGUCAGCGGGCAAGUUUAUAAUUAGCUAGCACUUGGUUGACGUUAAACUAGAAGUCAAGCGCUAAUUUUUGGUCGCAUCAGAAUGUUCCGACAAAAAACUAGCGCUCGAUAUGUCGGCCUUUUGAAAUCUGAUUCGCGGCUCCGUUUUGUUUUCCUUCAUGAACUUCUGUUCCAUAUUUAUUGAAGUGUUUUGAUUUUAAGAUGUAGAAUGAGCCUUGCUUUUGUCUUAUAUACGUGCACUAGCAAAGGAUUGAUUACACACUGGAAAAUAUUAGCCUGCUCGCGGGCUCUAGCUUGCGUUUCGUUUACUGGCUCGAAACCCAGAAGCCUCACAACUCAUGCCGCAGCGGUAUAAACGAGAACUUGCUCGCUGGCUCUCAUGAGCACAGUCAAGACAAAGUUCUGAUGUUAUCUUUUACACUUGCUAUGUCGGUUACUCAAAUUUUUACUGCCUCGUCAUUCCUGGUCAAUAUGCCCUCGUUUGAAGUUAGUUCACUUGCCUACCUCUUUGGCUGGUUAACCUUCAUUAGGAUAGAGGGAGUAAGUUUCUAAAGAAACUGUGGUGCUGCGUCGGUGGGAGAAUAUAAUAGGUUAAUUUAGUAUUAUCAACUGAGUUGAUAGCGUAAAUUGGCCACCGUAAAGAGUUUAAAAGCAGACGUUUCGACCAUUAGUCCUUAGUCAGAGCGUUGGAGUGACAAAGGGCUAACGCUCGAAACGUCAGCUUUUAAACUCUUUUCGAUAGCCAAUUUCCGUUAUCAAUUCAGUUGAUAAUCCUAUAUUACCCUUCAUUAGUAUAUGCCACUUAGGUGAAUAAUUCUUUUCGCGAGAGCUGAUUGGCUAGUUCGGACGUGAUAAGCAAGCAUUAUCCACCUCAAAGCAGCGGAAGAAACAAACCGCGAGUCAAGAGUUUAAUUUCCUACCAUUUAUUGGCAUAAUGUCAGAAAUAAACUAAUUUUUUGGUUUCUUGUGUAGUAAAUACUAAAACAAUUGUUCACCUCAGUAUCGGUGAAAGUGGUGGAUAUCUACCCCACUUCGGUGAAUAAUUGUGAAUUAUUUUGUCAAAUGACAUUAUUAAAUGAGACUCCCGUCGGUGCUUUUUUUUUGUUUGUUUGUUUUUCAAAGAACGAAUCCAGUUGAUGAAAUCCACAAUUCAAGUCAUUUCCCAUCGCGAUCUAGCUCUGCCUUUGGUCUUCAUUCGACUUGUGUCCAGUUUCUUAUAGCCCUCAUUAACAGUGCUUCGACGGGGGCAUGAGCUUUUCUACGCCCGCGGGAAAGUACGAGGCCUUGAGUAAAUCUGCAAGGGGUCUGGCACUGAGAAUGUUAGACCCCCGAAAAACCUCUCCCCAACCCUUCUCGAAUCUUCUCGCAGGCGAAGAAAUGCGAAUCCUACGGCGCCUCCUCGCAUGCUGUUGUAAUCCACGUCCUGCGCGAGAUUUGAGAUUGCAUUUAAUAGGACACGCAGCAAAGUGCGAAAUCCGCAACUAAAUCGACUGUGGGCAAAUCAAUCCAUAUCAAAGGGCAGCCCGUCUCUUGGGCAAAAUGACCGAAUACCUUAACCUGCUACUAGAAAGAUAUAUCGGUAACUUGAUCUAUAAGAGCGCUUCUCACAGUUAUCUUAUUCAACAGAUUGACUAGCUUUUCUUGUGAUCUGUUUUUAGGGGCUGUAAAACAGGCGAGGGACAUUUUCAAUUCCUGACCCAACGAGGGCGAGAAAUUUUGGACUGUGUGAAACUGCAAACUCAAAAGCUUGCCAAUAUGCGGCAACCUCUUCCCCACGAAAGACACAGAAGACCUUCAAUAGACUCUGUUCCCUGCACAAGAUCGUCUGAAAAUGAGACUGUGGAUAGUCUGACGAGCAACUCAUUUUCUUGAUAGUUAUUUCAUUGGAGCAUUUCAGCCAACUUUCGAUGUGAUGAUAUCGUUUGCGCUCCUCGCGUUCUCAAGAAAUCGACAGAUUUUGAGCACUGUUUGUUGCCUUUGUUUUCCUAAGGUGGACAGCGAAAUGUACCAAACCGAAAUAUUCAACGCACCCUCCGAGCUUGAAAGGCUCUUGUGGACAAUCGACAAAAGGACUGAGAACUAUUAUCGCCGAGAGGGGUAGGAGGAUUUUGGUUGUGUCACAAUGAAAUUUACCUGAUUCCCCCCUUAAGGCUCUGUAGUAUUCGAAUGAUUUCCCCCCCUCCCCUUCCCCCCCCCCCACUGGCAGUCAACUUUCUAUAGCAUUCCCUCCCUUUUUAUACUCUGUUAAGAACGACUGUCUUU
This is a messenger RNA of Pocillopora meandrina, 8334 nucleotides long. The record is from the annotation of a GenBank genome assembly. Lineage: Eukaryota; Metazoa; Cnidaria; Anthozoa; Scleractinia; Pocilloporidae.